AAAUGAACACCCGUUUUAUUUAAAAAUUUUGGCAAUGACUUCAACAAAGAGAAUCCCAAGAUUGCACUCUUCUAAUCCCUCCUAGCCUGAACCACUUUUCCAUGGCUCUCAAUAUCCAAAAUAGUCCAAAAAAGAAACAACCCAAAAAAUUUAAAAUAAGUUGGUUUCUAUCUUGCUUUGGAUUUAACAACCAACAAAAGGGCAAAGCAAAAACAGUUCCAGUUGGAGCUGAGAAGUUGAACACAAGUAGAGAAAUUCAUGUACUGAAGUCGGAGAAGAAGGCUGCUGCAACUACAGUUUACGUGCCUGAUCAGGUUCCGGUUACCGCUGAAGCCAUCCAUUUUAACAAGGCCAAGUGCAAUAAGCAUGAGGACAUCAUCCCCGAGCAGAGCAAAAAGAUUGAUCACUUGCAACAUUCGUCGUGCCAAAAGGGGUUAUUGAGAAGCUUUACUAUUGCAAAUAGUAUCAAAAGGGGUUCACCAGAAGACAAGCAUGAGAUCAGCCGAACAGUUUCUCUGCCACCACCAACAAAGCGAAACAAGCAACCAGUAUUUGCAACCAACAAAAUUGAUGAAGGAAAAGACACUUUCAACUUUGACUCCGUUAUUGGGAUGUCAGUACUAAUGGUGACACUAAUUAUAAUGCUCUUUUGGGGCAAGUUUUGUGCCAUUCUUUGUACGUCUGCAUGGUUUUAUUUUCUCCCUAGAUUUCGAGCCAAGAAUGAAGCUGAACAAAAUGAUGGCAACCUUGAUGUAUUGAACUCCAACGAAUACAAGAAGAAGGUGGUGUUGAAUGGAUUUCUUGAGAGAGACCAUAGAAAUGGUCUUGGAUUCUAAUGGUUUUUUAUUUUUUAUUGCUUUCUUUUUGUGGGGAAUGUAAGUAUUUUUUUUUUCCUUUUCAAAUAGAGUACCCUUUUGUUUCCUUUUUUCUUUUUUGGGUGGAAGAUAACAGUGGCAAGGAAUUGGAAAGGAAAAGAAGAGGUAAAAAGCGUCAAGAAUAGGAGAACCACUUUUUUUCCUUUCAAAGGCAUUUUGUGUAUAUUUUUGCCGUUGAAGGGCAUGUUGAAACAUGUGAAAAGAGGGGGUAGAUUGUCCUAAAAGUUUAUCUCGUUUCAGCUAUCUAUUUUUAAUUAUGUAACACCUAUUUUCAAUUUUCAAGUUAUUUAAACCAUAAUGAUAUAGGAAAAUUUCAACCG
Lycium ferocissimum is the source of this 1195-nucleotide messenger RNA. RefSeq lists its product as uncharacterized. The coding region runs from base 102 to 836 and encodes 244 amino acids. The record is from RefSeq and is a predicted model, not a curated record. NCBI's taxonomy places the organism in Eukaryota, Viridiplantae, Streptophyta, Magnoliopsida, Solanales, Solanaceae. The transcript is spliced from 2 exons.